AUGAAAUGGAAGCCUUUCGUAAAGAAUAGAGUCGUAGAAAUCACGGAAAUACUCGAUGCUAAUCACUGGUUUUAUGUAAACACUAAGCAGAAUCCUGCUGAUCCUGCUUCAAGAGGAGUAAUGCCUUCAAAACUUAUAUCCACAGAGAUAUGGUGGAACGGACCUGAAAUGCUGAAAGAGAAAGAAAUAAGAUUAGAAAAAGGAACUCCACUAGACACAGCAAUAGAAAAGAGAAAGAAUAUGUUAACGAUGGUAGUAACAAAUGAAAAUGAAGAACAACUUACCUUACUGAAGAAGUUUUCGUCACUAGAGAAACUUACACGUGUUAUUGCAUACUGCAGACGCUGGUUAAAAAUUAUAGAUAAAGAGAAAAGUGACUUACCUUCUUACCUGACGUACGAAGAAAGAAACGAUGCACUUACAAUAUGUAUAAAGAUGUCACAAGAAGUGGAAUUUUCCGAAGAGAUAGAAGACCUGAAAAGAAACAGAAACUUAAAAUCUAAAAGUAAUCUACUAGCUCUAUCCCCUUUCCUUGACGAUAAGAGCGUUCUAAGAGUCGGUGGUCGAUUAAAGCACGCAGAUAUGGAAUUUAUACGAAAACACCCGAUCAUCAUUUCAAAGAACAAUGUACUACUACCGUUAAUAUUGAGAGAAGCGCAUGCUAAAACACUACACGGUCCUCCGCAAAUGAUGAUUACAUACUUAAGAGGCAAGUAUUGGUUGAUUAACGCAGCAAACAGCGUUAAACGUUUUGUACGGGAGUGCGUUACAUGUAUAAGACAGAAUGCGAAGAAUAGAGAGCAAAAGAUGGGAGAUUUACCUGAUUCCAGAGUAAAGCCAUGUAGACCAUUCUUGAUCACCGGAACGGAUUUUGCGGGACCAAUAAAUGUCAGAAUGAGCAAGGGAAGAGGUGCCAAAUCAUACAAGGCCUACAUAUGUUUGUUCGUUUGUAUGUGCACGAAGGCACUACAUAUAGAAGUUGUAAGUGACAUGACAACGCAGGCCUUUCUAGCGGCAUUUAAAAGAUUCGUAUCAAGACGAGGCCAUGUGGCAGAAAUGUGGAGUGAUCAUGGAACUUCAUUCAUUGGCGCUGAGAAAGAGUUAUUAGAGAUGUGGAGUCAAGGAAAAUCCAGUGUACCAGAUGAGUUUAUUUCGAUGCUAGAUAGAGAAGGGACGAAAUGGAAAUAUAUCCCUCCAGCGGCUCCCAAUUUUGGCGGAUUAUGGGAGGCAGGUGUCAAGUCGACCAAAUACCACCUGAAACGUAUAGUUGGAGAUACGACACUUACAUUUGAGCAAUUAAGCACGGUCCUAGCAGAAAUUGAAGCCUGUCUAAAUUCGAGACCCAUUUCACCCAUAAGCGAUCAUCCGGACGAUUUGAAUCCUUUAACACCUGGCCAUUUUUUAAUCGGAGAACCCAUUAAUGUCAUACCAUCUGAAGACCUAGGAGAUGUAAAGAUGAAUAGACUGGAUCAAUGGCAAUUGACAACCAGAAUGGUACAAGAUUUUUGGCGAAGAUGGCAAUCCGAAUAUCUAACUAGAAUGCAACAGAGACCUAAAUGGAGACAGCCUACUCGAGAAUUCCAAGAAGGAGAUUUAGUUAUAAUAAAGGACCAGAGACUUCCUCCUGGUCGUUGGCCUAUGGGACGAAUUAUAAAGAAGUACCCGGGAAAAGACCAACUUACCAGAACGUAUGACCUGCGAACCUCGACAGGAGUGCUACAACGUUCAAUUACAAAAUUGUGUCCUUUAUUAUGUGAUAUAGAAAAAUAG
This is a messenger RNA of Cydia amplana, 1770 nucleotides long. RefSeq lists its product as uncharacterized. The transcript has a single exon. The record is from RefSeq and is a predicted model, not a curated record. Lineage: Eukaryota; Metazoa; Arthropoda; Insecta; Lepidoptera; Tortricidae. Gene Ontology annotation, molecular function: nucleic acid binding. Bases 1 to 1770 code for a protein of 589 amino acids. Gene Ontology annotation, biological process: DNA integration.